UAAGUAAUUAUUUGGAAUCAUUUUACGCAAUUUCAAACCUACCAAUCAAUGACGUCAGAUAAAUCUUAUUUCGCUGACUAAGGCCUAGUCGGAGUAAACAAACCGUUUUCUCCCCCGCUCCCGCGCCUCUCAUUCCAGGAGGACGGCGCCACAGGAACUGGAACGUGCAGUUCAAGUGGUACCACGUAGGAGCUGUUCUUAACACCAGGCUGAAAAAUUUCAAGAGCCAUGCCUAAGAGCAACAAACAAUGGGCGUGGCGCAUAUCAUUUGAUGUUGCUUGUCUUCUCAUAGUGUUCGGCAGCAUAGGCGGUUACAACCGGGUGCCGCCGCCUCAGACUGGGCUGUUUUGCGAUGACCUCUCGAUCCGAUAUCCGUAUAUUGCCAAAGACACAGUAACAGACGCCGCUCUCUAUGUAGUGGGUGCCAUCCUUCCCAUCACUCUGAUGUCGAUAGUGGAGUACUUCCACUGCAAGCACUGCCACCGCCAGAAGACGAUGGAGGUGUGCCGACUGAAGGUGCACCCGUGGUUCUGGGCCAUCUACCAAAUGGUGGGCGUGUUCGCGUUCGGCGCCGCCUGCUCCCAGCUCGCCACCGACAUAGGUAAAUACUCGAUCGGCCGUCUGCGUCCCCACUUCAUCGCCGUGUGCAAGCCGGACGUGCUGGAGAAUGGCAGCUGCACCGAUCACACUUACAUCACGAACUUCAAAUGUCUGGGCCCAGACGAAAAGGCCAUCAGGGAGGCGAGGCUAUCGUUCCCGUCUGGCCACGCCUCGUUCUCCUUCUACACGAUGGUGUACCUGGCGCUAUACCUGCAGGCGCGGCUGACGUGGCGCGCCACCAAGCUGUUGCGGCCGUUCCUGCAGUUCGUCUGCCUGAUGCUGUGCUGGUACACGGCUCUCAGUCGCGUGUCCGACUACAAGCACCACCCGACUGACGUGCUGGCCGGAGCCGUGCUCGGCGCCAUCGUGGCAGUGCUCGUGGCUGUGUUCGUCUCAGGCAUGUUCAAGAGGCGGUGCGCCGCUGCCGACAUCGCGCCCGUCUCUAGACAAAACACCGUCAACAACUCUGAGCCGCUGCAGCCGGUCUAGGGGGCGCCAGACGGGCCCUGUCGUGUCCGCAGGCUGUCCCCGCCUGUCUGUGGUAGUGUUCGCUGGUUGACUGCGAUUUCCCUGUCUGACCAGCGGACGCCAGGUCCUUGCCGAUGGGCUGCGGUUGUCGAAUAGUGUUUUUGGCAGGGGUGCAAUUCCCAAGAAGCGGUGUGCGAGGAGGCGAACGGCCGUGGAGCAGCCUGGCACCACAUUGUGUAUUACGGUGAUGUGCAGAGAGAGGUACAACAAUAUUCGGCUCAACUUGUUAACGACAUCAUUACUCCAUUCUGCGACGAAGAAGCUAAAUUCCUGCCUCAACGGAGCUUCAACGGGUUGACAUUGAAUCAUAUGUUAAAGAUGCGAAAUUAAAGGCUUUCGGUUAUCUUCACUACUAAGAAUGUGUCAGCUGCGAAAUUGCAAGCAUUUCUUGGCUUACUUGUCGCUCGGUGUGUGGAGGUUCGGCAAACUAUUCAAUUAUAGCUAUUGAGUGCAAAAAUGUACACUUUCGCAUGAAGUUGUUACGGAUUCUUCCGCAUGGGUCGUCUAAAAGGCUUAGGUGUUUGGCCUUUGCACGUCAAGUGUAUGACCAUUUGCGCGUAGUUAGUGGAAGAAACACCGGUCGAUACCAGAGGUGCAAGCCUAGGCUUGGUGGGAUGGAUUCAACGAACAGCUUACGCUGUAUUGAGUUUCCGUUCGGUGCUUGGUUUCAACCAUUUGUAACUUGAAAUUGUACGUAUAACUUGUAAUGUCACUUGGCAGACUACCUGAUCAGUGAUAGUGUUCUGAUAUGGUUUGUUAGCAUCGCUGUUUACUAAUCAUCUCACAGUAGUUUGUCCUUUGUGACUGUGCGUGUUGUAAACAUAACAAGGAUCAGGUCCCAUAGCAGUAGAACAGCUGUAUGGAGAUGUAGCAUGUUGACAGCGAGCUUAUAUUCGCUAUAUCGUGUUCGUCUGCCACUCAGGACUUUGCAUUGAUUUCGUUCAGCAGUGUCAGCUCCUUUCGUGACUGCCACUUCCAUUCUCCGAGUAGCUUUUCUAUUCUCUAUCGAUGAUCAUGUACUGGAUGAUCCAUAAGUAUUUCUAAUUUUGACGCAAUGUAUUGGUGUUAGUUCAUAUGGUUAGUGCAGCUAAGUUUUCACGGAAGCGACCGUAUUUUUCGUUUUAUUUCGGCGAUUUGAUUCGCAGUCUGUGAGCUUGGUUGUGGGAGCGUCAGAGAAAGCGAUGUUUGCAAUGUGAAUCUAAACAUGUUUGAUCGUAAUAAGCAUAGUGCCUUUUAUGCCGUAAGAUUGUUAUCGUUAGUAAACUGAUGAAUGCAAGUUUUGGGGAUUCGAGUAUUUAUGGAGACCAAGCUGGCUCUUUUCAGAAAAAAAAAGAAGAGUUAUGUGAUUUGAUAUCGGAGGCAAAUAACAAAAGAUGAGAUGAGCAUGUUAAAAUAUGAAUUUGGCCUCAUGAUGUGGUGGCCUGACUAUGAUGUGAUAAUUUCGGCCUUUUGGAGAAGGGAUGUUGAAGGUGUUAUAUGCUGGCUCUGAUGAGAGCAGUGGUUAUGGUGCCCGCUUGUGAACCGGAGUUGGCUGAUUUACGUUUCUGGUAAAUAUCGUUUUUUGAAUAAGGUUCCGUGGUGCCGAGGAGCCAUGCUUUGAAACUGAUUAGGGUGAAGGAUAGGUUACCUUGGUCGCGCUGAAUGAAUGAAGCAACAUUUUUUUAUUUUGGCUACGUAGAGGGCGACCUUGAGCGGUGUCAUUGGUUUUGUGUUUGUAAGUAAACAUUUAUUGUUUGCGGCUUUUGACGUUACCAAAUACAAAAUGCAUAUGUUUUCUCAACAACUAA
Messenger RNA from Amphibalanus amphitrite, 2915 nucleotides. RefSeq names its product putative phosphatidate phosphatase. The transcript has 9 exons. Gene Ontology annotation, molecular function: phosphatidate phosphatase activity. NCBI's taxonomy places the organism in Eukaryota, Metazoa, Arthropoda, Thecostraca, Balanomorpha, Balanidae. Gene Ontology annotation, biological process: phospholipid metabolic process; signal transduction; phospholipid dephosphorylation. The coding region runs from base 229 to 1089 and encodes 286 amino acids. The record is from RefSeq and is a predicted model, not a curated record.